Molecule: messenger RNA, 5000 nt
Organism: Tupaia belangeri chinensis (Chinese tree shrew)
Lineage: Eukaryota; Metazoa; Chordata; Mammalia; Scandentia; Tupaiidae
Gene: CENPI
Product: centromere protein I
Exons: 22
Coding region: 158-2422 (754 amino acids)
Biological process (GO): mitotic sister chromatid segregation; CENP-A containing chromatin assembly
Cellular component (GO): kinetochore; inner kinetochore
Source: RefSeq, a predicted model, not a curated record
UCCCGGAGGCGGUGUUAGAACUCCAGAGACUGAGCGGUCCUAGGAGUGUGUCAGGACCCUAAGAAACAACUCUGAAUCUGUAACAUCCCGCUGGAUUGGACAUGCAUACUGCUCUCCUGCUCUGGUUUUAUCUGUUCCAGUGAGAACAUAUGCAGUAAUGUCAUCUCAAAAGAGAAAUAAGAACUCCAAAGCUCAGGACAGGACUUCACAGGGUAGGAAUAGUUUUCAAACUGAUCUCUCAGCCUGGACAGUAAAACAGGGACCAAGCAACUCAGACAGCAUCCUGAAACAUGGACAAGCCAAUCCAAUGGAAGAUUACGAACUUGCUAAUGAUCAAGCUGAAGAUGAUCUGCAAAUAGCAGUGGGAUACUUUGAGAAAGGUCCCAUUAAAACUUCACGGAAUAAAGAUGAAAUCUUUGAAAAACACUUAAAAACUGUGGAAAAUGUAGCUUGGAAGAAUGGAUUAGCUCCAGAAGAAAUUGACAUCCUAUUAAAUGUAGCACUCAGUGGCAAAUUUGGGAAUGCUGUAAGUGCACGGAUAUUGAAGUGCAUGAUUCCAACAACUCUAAUAUCAGAAGAUUCUGUGGUUAAGGCAGUCUCCUGGCUUUGUGUUGGCAAGUGUUCUGGUAGCACCAAGGUACUUUUUUAUCGUUGGCUGGUUGCAAUGUUUGACUUCAUUGAUCAUAAGGAGCAAAUUAACUUGCUCUAUGGCUUCUUUUUUGCUUCAUUACAAGAUGAUACACUGUGCCCUUAUGUGUGCCAUUUGCUAUAUUUACUUACCAAAAAAGAGAAUGUCAAACCAUUUCGUGUGAGAAAACUGCUUGAUAUUCAAGCCAGAGUGGGAAUGCAGCCUCAUCUCCAGGCAUUGUUGUUCUUGUAUAAGUUCUUUGUUCCUACUUUAAUUUCUGUGUCUUUGCCUCUUAGGAAGAAGAUCUAUUUUAAGAAUUCAGAGAAUCUGUGGAAGACGGCUCUGUUUGCUGUGAGACAGAGAAACAAGGGACCUUCUCCAGAACCUCUAAAGCUGAUGUUAGGUCCAGCUAAUGUCCGUUCUCUAAAAAGAAAGUGGAAUUCUCAUUCAAUUAUACCAAUGCUAAAUUCCAGUAGCUACACUAAAGAAUGUGGAAAAAAAGAGUUGAGUCUUUCUGAUUAUCUCAGUAGUAAUGGUUCAUUUCCAAUAGAACAACUUCAAAGCUUCACUCAACUUUUACAGAACAUCCAUUGUUUAGAGCUGCCUUCUCAGAUGGGCUCAGUGUUGAACAGCUCUUUGCUACUCCACUAUAUUAACCUUGUCAAAGAUGAGUCAGUCUUACUGAGACUCUACCACUGGCUGAGUCAAACUUUACAAGAAGAAUGUAUUUGGUACAAGGUGAACAAUUAUGAACAUGGAAGAGAAUUUAUCAACUUCUUGGACACUAUCAUCAGGGUACAGUGCUUCUUUCAAGAGGGGUUUUAUUCUUGCGAAGCGUUCCUGUAUAAGAGCCUUCCUCUCUGGGAUGGCUUCAGUUGUCGGUCCCAGUUUCUUCAACUUUUGAGCUGGAUUCCUUUUAGUAACUUCUCUGAGGUGAAACCACUUCUUUUUGACCAUCUAGCACAGCUCUACUUUACAUCAACUAUUUAUUUCAAGUGUAGUGUUCUUCAGAGUCUAAAAGAGCUCCUGCAGAACUGGGUGUUGUGGCUUUCUAUGGACUUCCAUAUCAAACCUGUGAUGACCAGUCCUCUAGAAACAACUUUGGGUGGAUCCAUGGACUCUGUGUCGAAACUGAUUCAUUAUGUAGGGUGGCUGUCCACUACUGCAAUGCGCUUGGAGAACAACAGCACUUUCUUGCUGCACUUUAUUUUGGAUUUUUAUGAGACGGUAUGUGACAUAUACAUAAAUUAUAACCUUCCAUUAGUGGUGUUGUUUCCUCCUGGGAUCUUCUAUCCUGCACUCCUCAGCCUGGAUUCCAGUAUUCUGAACCAGCUCUGUUACAUUAUGUACAGGUAUCGUAAAAAUUUGUCUGCUGCAAAGAAAAAUGAAUUGGUACACAAGGCAAAAUCAGAGUUUAAUUUUAGCAGCAAGACUUACCAAGAAUUUAAUUACUAUUUAACAGCCAUGUUUGGUUGCCUGUGGACCUCGAGACCCUUUGAGAAAGGAAUGCAUCUUGAUCCCAAAACCCUGGAAAAAGCUGGAGUAACAGAGUAUAAGAACAGUUUAAAUUUAGUCUAUCACCCUUCUCUAUUGAGUUAUGCUGUUUCCUUUUUGCUACAGGAGAGCCCAGAAGAAAGGACAAUAAACAUGAGCUCUAUUCGGGGAAAGAAAUGGAACUGGUAUUUGGACUACUUAUUUUCAGAGGGGUUACAAGGCUUAAAACUUUUCAUAAGAAGUAGUAUUCAUCGUUCUGUACCCCGAUCAGAGAGCAUUAACUACAACAAUCAACAUUAAAUGGGUGCUGUCAUAAAGUGAGCAUUCCAGGCUAAAUUCCUUCUUUGUUGCUAGAGAAGCCAAGUGGCUCAAUUUCAGUGUCCAUAUUCAUUUCACUAACAGACCGUCAUCCUCAAGGAGUACUCAGGCUGGCCUUCUGUCUGUGCCUCAGGAGAGUCUUGGUGUAACUAACUUACUUUUUAGGAUUUAGAUUCUACAGCCUGCUGCUGAGAAAUGACCUCUUCAUCAGACUUUGCAUUCCACCAAUUAUGCAUAAAGAGACACACCUAAAAAAUAAAGAAGACACACCUGUUUGUGGUAGGAUUUUUUUUCCCACAUUUUUGUGCACUGCUUUGAGGGAAGUGAACAAGUAAUAUACAAUGGCAGUUAACCCAAAGAUAUAUAUUUACAAAAUGCUCUGCUGCUUCUGUGAAACCUUUGAGGAUGUUGCCAUUUUUUCUUACUGUGAACACCACCACCAGCACCCAGUUAACUCGAUAUAAAAUUUAUGACUCUGUGAGUCCUAAGUAGUUGGUAACUUCUUGGACCUUCGCUAGUAGCAAUUUGAUGAGGGAAGGAAGAGGGAGAGGAUUGUGGCAUAAUCAAGAGAGUCCUGUUUAUACCAGUUUGGUUUUAUGAAAUUUGCUCUAUUUCCAUUGUUUUUAUUUAUGUGUGUCCAGUUUUUACUCAUUCAGGCCUAAAUAAACCAACUAUGACUUUUAGAGGUAAUUUUGAAGAUUAAAAUUUUUUUUAUAGUAGCGAGAAUAUCUUGCUGAAAAUUUGCCAUAAAAUUUUGCUUGAGUGCUACUGAAUAACUCUCUCUCUUUUAAUAAAAACCCAUGUCAUUUGAGAGAAAUCAAGCUGAAUUUAUCAUGUCUUUAAAGGCACAUUCUUGUGGGGUAUUUUUCCUCAUCAAAGCAAAACCCUAAUAUUAUUGAAUAGUGUUCAGACUAGAAAUUUCAUUCAUCCAUGUUAAUUCAAUAAAUAUUUAUUGAGUUUCUUAAUAAUAUGCCAAGUAUUCUAUGUGCUGGUUAUAUACCUGUGACCAAACCAUAGUACCUGCUUUUAUGGAAUUUACAUUCCAGGAGAGAACAAAAUAAAAUAUAAGCAAAUAUGUGAUAUCAAGUGCCACAUAGAAAAAGCAGAACAGGGACAGGAAUAGGGACAGAGAGUUACUUUCAUCAGUAAGAUGGUUAUUAGGGAAGGCCUGUUUGAGGAGGUGACAUAUACAGUGGCCCUAAUAAAAUAAGUAUAUGAGCCAUGUGAAUAUUUGGGUAAAGAGGAUUCUGAGCUGAAAUAAAGGCAAGGGAAAUGACCUUCAAAUGUUUACUUGGCAUGUUUGAAGAAUAACAGAGGCCAAUGAGGUUACAACAUAGUAAUUAAGGGAGAAUAAUGGUAACAAAUGAAAUAGGGAAGAAAGUCAGAGACUUGUUCAUGAAGUCCUAUAUAGCCUUGGCACAGGUAUGUAAAAGGGAAGCCAUUAGAUUGACUUACCUGUAUGAGAUAUGGAACUACAGUGGGAAGGUUAGGUUUAAGAGGAUGAAGUAAGAAAGCAGAGAGACCAGUCAGGUUAUUACAGUGUUCCAGGCAAGAAUCCUGGACUAGUGUGAUAGAUGGUGGGGAGCUGGUUAGCUAUUAAAUUCAGGUUCUAUUUUGAAGAUAGAGAAAACAGAAUCUGCUUAUAGCUUGAAUAUGAGAAGGAAGAAAUAGUAGAGUAAAGGAUAACUCCUAGGUUUUUUUGUUUUUACCUGAAUAAUAAGGUGAGUUCUGUUGGGUUGUCAGAAAAAUCAUGAUGCAUUUUUGCAUAGGAAAAUACGUUAUGACUUUUCCAAUGACCUAUUAAGAUGCAGAGAUGAAGGAUACUGGAGGAGUGUGGAAUAAAGUUCUCUUUUGGCCAUGUUAGGUUGGAGAUGCUGAGUAGGCCAUUGGAUAUUCUGGACUUUAGGGUAUAAUUUGAGAUAGAAAAUUAAAUUGGGGAGUCAUUAGGGAGUAACAAAGACAUUGGAUGAGAUUACUAGUGGAGCUAGAGACGAAAAGACAAAAUGUACCUUGUCCUGGAGUUUUCCAAUGUUAUUAAGUAGAGGAAAAGAGGAAGACCUGACAGUGAGCUAGAAUAAAAAUCAGCCUGGAUGCCAAAGGAAGAAGGUAUUUCAAAAAGGAGAAGUGAAUAUUUAAUAGUGUAGAAUUUAGCCUAUGUAUCUGGAAAAAUGAAGUGUUGGUUGCUCUGAGAUAAUUGUGAUAGCUUCCCCCAUAGGUAACCAGUCUUAAUUAAAGUGUUGUCUUUUGUUUUCAAGUUUGUACUCCAAAUAACUUUCCAUUUGCUUUCUUAGAACAUAUUUUGGUCCUUGAGAUCAUGUGGAACUUUGAACUGUGAGAUUUGAUGGGUUUUGAUGAGAUUUAAUGUCUAACAGUCUUUAUAAGAAUCUCUUCUAAAAUCGGUAUUCUGGGAGAAAAAAAAAAUCCUUUAGGUUUGUUUUUGUUAAAUAAUGAUUUUUCAGGCACCUUUUUUGGUGGCCCAUAUUUCUCUACUCUUGAUCAACUUUUUGAAAAAAUUUGAUACAGGGCAUGUGCACUUGUUGGGGAGAGAGAGAGAGAGACA